Molecule: messenger RNA, 972 nt
Organism: Penicillium egyptiacum
Lineage: Eukaryota; Fungi; Ascomycota; Eurotiomycetes; Eurotiales; Aspergillaceae
Source: the annotation of a GenBank genome assembly
AUGCCUGGUCUACCGACGAAUAUCGAUCUCGAUGAGUGCAUCGCCCGGCUCUACCGAAAAGAGCUGCUCGCAGAUUCGGUGAUCGAGGCCAUCUGCCUCAAGGCAAAGGAACUCUUGAUGAAGGAAAGCAAUGUGGUACAUAUUGCUGCUCCGGUCACUGUGGUCGGCGAUAUCCACGGUCAAUUUUUUGAUAUGAUCGAGAUCUUCAAGAUCGGCGGCUUCUGUCCUGAUACAAACUACCUAUUCCUCGGCGAUUAUGUCGACCGGGGCCUUUUUAGUGUGGAGACCAUCUCACUCCUAGUGUGCCUCAAGCUACGAUACCCCCAACGAGUGCACCUCAUCCGCGGUAACCACGAGUCGCGCGGAGUCACACAAUCAUACGGAUUCUAUACUGAGUGUGCCCGCAAAUACGGCAACGCCAAUGUCUGGCACUACUUCACCGACAUGUUCGACUUUUUGACACUGAGCGUUGUGAUUAAUGAUGAGAUAUUUUGUGUACAUGGCGGCUUGUCACCUUCUAUCCAUUCUAUCGACCAAAUCAAGAUUAUCGACCGUUUCCGCGAGAUCCCACAUGAAGGUCCCAUGGCCGAUCUAGUCUGGUCUGACCCGGAUACAGAACGUGACGAAUUCUCGCUUUCACCCCGUGGCGCUGGAUACACUUUUGGAGCACAGGUUGUGCGGAAGUUCCUAGAGGUGAACAGCAUGUCCCACAUCCUGCGCGCACAUCAAUUAUGUCAAGAAGGCUACCAGGUUCUUUACGAUGACCGACUGAGCACGGUCUGGAGUGCACCUAACUACUGCUACCGCUGUGGAAAUUUGGCUAGUGUGCUCGAAGUGAGCGACUCUGGCGAGCGAUUUUUCAAUAUUUUUGACGCGGCGCCAGAAAAUGAUGCCCAUCGCCUUGAACAGCUGGGUCAGCAGCAGCAGCAGAUCAAGGAUGGCUCCAGUCCAGUGGUCGACUACUUCUUGUGA